UGACGUGCGCGCGCAGGCGGGCGGCGGGGCACGCGGAGCGAUCGGCGGCGGGUGUGAAGAAAAAAAAAAAAACCAUGACAAUCCAAUGGGCGGCGGUUGCCAGCUUUCUUUAUGCUGAAAUAGGACUCAUUUUAAUCUUCUGUCUGCCCUUUAUUCCUCCUCAGAGAUGGCAGAAGAUUUUUUCAUUUAGUGUCUGGGGUAAGAUUGCAAGCUUUUGGAACAAAGCUUUUCUUACCAUUAUAAUACUACUGAUUGUUCUGUUUCUAGAUGCUGUGAGAGAAGUAAGGAAGUAUUCGUCCACGAGUGCUGUGGAGAAGGGCUCGGCCAGCAGCAUCCCUGGCGCUUACGAGCACACACAGAUGAAGCUCUUCAGGUCUCAAAGAAAUCUUUACAUUUCUGGAUUCUCAUUAUUUUUUUGGCUAGUGUUGAGACGUCUGGUUACACUUAUUACUCAGCUGGCGAAAGAAAUAUCAAACAAAGGAGUGCUUAAAAUUCAAGCAGAAAAUACCAAUAAGGCUGCCAAGAAAUUCAUGGAAGAGAAUGAAAAACUAAAAUUGGUGCUAAAGAAUAAUGAUAAUGCUGAAGAACACAUUUUGGAAACUGAAAAUAAAAAACUAGUAGAAGACAAGGAAAAACUGAAAAUUGAGCUAAAGAAGGCUUCCGAUGCCCUUUUUAAGGCCCAAAAUGAUGUGAUGACUAUGAAGAUUCAGUCGGAGAGACUUUCUAAAGAAUAUGAUCGACUCCUGAAAGAACAUUCAGAACUUCAGAACCGUUCAGAAAAAGACAAGAAGAAAGGCCUGUGAACUAUAUAAAAGAAGAUUGUGAUACACCGUGUCAAAGUUCAGUUAAAAAAAAAAGCUCUGCUAGCUACUGCAGACCCACAAAGGCUAUAUAGUAGUGACAUUUCCAAAAUAUUUGAUAAUGUUUCAGAUAUAAAGUAUGUAUUUCAGCUCUUUUGAAAAAUAUAAGCAUGUUAAAUACCAUAUUUCAUAUUGCUAAUAGCAUUGGUAUAUUAUGGCUCUUUACCCAUAAAAGGAAAAAUUCAUUCGGCAGCAUUUACUUCCCAAAUUAGAUCUGAAGUUGCAUGAAACCAUUAUUAGCUUUGAAAGCUUUGAUGAGUUUUUAGUAAUAAUCAGAUGGUGGUGGUGGUAAAAAUGAUGUGUUUGAAAACAGUACUCGGUGUCAGAAAAUGUGUUCACAGGGAGGUAAGGGUAAAUAACCACAAGUCGCCACUGUGCUUAUAGAGAAGAGUCAGAGAACAGUGAAAACUACGGCCUUAGGGCUUUUUAAGCCUAAUGAUUUUACAAUUUACAUAUGACAGCACUGUUGAUAGUGUGUUGUUAGUGUGCUUCUGUGCCUAUGGACUAUUGACAUUUGAGUAAUCAUAUAUAAUCAAUAGUCUAUCUUUUCAAGGUCAUCGGCUAAUAGAAUGUAUGCCCAUUUGCAAAACUGUCAUGCCACUGAGCUGAACUUAGGCUGCACCGUGGGUUUCUCCACUUACAAAGCUUAUUUGUGACGUCCAAAAAGCAGUGUUUUUAUAUUUGUGAAUGUUACUGAUUAUACUGGUAUUACCUCAAUAUACAUGCACUGAUACCACACAAAUCUCUCUACUAUGUUUCUAUAUUCUCAAAGUUAAAUACUGGUUUUCAUGCAAAUAUUCAUGUAGAAGUAGUGAUUGUAAUAAUAUGAUUUAGGUUAUUUCAGUGUUUAACUGUGAAAAGCCACUUGUCUUAAAAUGCUUAAAUAUAAAAGAAAAUGUAAAAUAAUACUUGGAGUUUUAUUCUCUAGUUUUUAAUCUAUAAUUUCAAUGCCAAUUCUAUGUAUAUUUAAUUGUUCUCAUUGUAAAGUGGGUUAAAUGAGUAAUACCUAAUUGUAUUUCAGAUAAAAGUUAGGAUUUAGUGCUAGAAAACAGACGUGAACAAGACACUCCCCAGGGUAAAAAUCUGGGAGUUACACCAUGUGGGCUGACACCACCAUAGGUAACAAGGUGAGGGAAUGAGAGGAAAACUGAGCACAUGACAUCUCAAACCCUCCACUUAGAAAUGUCAACAUGAGAGGGACUUGGCAAAUAUAGACACUGAGCUACUCUGCAGAAAUCAGCUCUAAUGUCAGAGCAACAAAUUAAAGAGAAAGUGCACGGCUUUAGAUGGAACUCAGAGUUAAUCCCAGCUCUACCACUUGCAUAUUUAGUCAUGUGACUUGAACAAGUUAUUCAGAUUCACUGGGACUCCUCCUCAUUUCCAAAUUGAGACUAUUAAUAUCUGGAUAAGUGUUACUAUAGAAACUAACAUGGUUUUCAAAGUUAUCCUACAGUAUAGUGUAGAACAAUUCUCUUUGACAAAUUCAUGGAUUUGAAAGUUUUACCAAAACAGCACUUUAAAGUUUACAAUUAGGGGAUCUUAGACCUCAACUCUCAAUUUUGCAGAUCUGUAAUUAGAUAACUCAAAAAACUGAGGAAUUUUCCUGGGCAAAGUAGAAAAGAAAGUCAAAGUCAGAUUUAGGAACUGAAAAUGGAGGUAUCCUAGUUCCCUGGGUAUUACUUAUUUUACUUUACAAACUAGUUUGUUAACCCUUAAACAAUGCCACAUUUGUAUAAGUACACUGGUGACAUGACCACUGCAGGUUUGGUUAAGGAGGAGGGUUUUAGUGUAGAUAUGAGGAAGAGAACAGCCAGACGUCUAGAAGAGUCUAGAGCAGAAUGAGAAAGUAGUAGACAGAAUAUGAGCAGUAAACAGGAACUGGCCAGGACUCUCAGGGAGCCUGCCAGGAGGCCAGCAUGCACUUCACACAGAGAGCCCUUUGUCCCUUCUGCCAGUGAGUGACAAGGUUACUGCUUCUUUUUGUUGUUGUUGUUUUGGUUUUUUUUUUUUUUUUUUUUUUUUUUUUUUUUUUUUUUUUGAGAUAAGGUUUCUCUGUUAGCCCUGGCUGUCCUGGAACUCACUCUACUAGACAGAGAUGUGCCUGCCUCUGCCUCCCAAGUGCUAGGACUAAAGGCAUGUGCCACCACCACCUGGCUGUAUUUGCCUCUUUUGAUAGAGGGGAACCAGGUUUGUAAGUUCCUCAGAAAUGCUGUUUUUUGUCUUAACUUCCAUAAUUUGGAGGAGAUGGAGUUUCCUUUGGAUCUGACAAUAUACAGCCAAGGUUUGAACCUGAGAGUAUGAAAGAGUUCUUCCUACUACCUUCCUUUCCUGUGUUGGUAUUUAGCAAAUCCUAUACGUAGCCUGUGGGUUUAGGCACCCCCAUAUUAAAUCAUUUCUCAUAGUGA
Messenger RNA from Arvicanthis niloticus (Nile rat), 3265 nucleotides. RefSeq names its product B cell receptor associated protein 29 (gene Bcap29). Gene Ontology annotation, biological process: endoplasmic reticulum to Golgi vesicle-mediated transport; intracellular protein transport. Gene Ontology annotation, cellular component: endoplasmic reticulum membrane; endoplasmic reticulum. NCBI's taxonomy places the organism in Eukaryota, Metazoa, Chordata, Mammalia, Rodentia, Muridae. The record is from RefSeq and is a predicted model, not a curated record.